Molecule: messenger RNA, 1548 nt
Organism: Cercopithifilaria johnstoni
Lineage: Eukaryota; Metazoa; Nematoda; Chromadorea; Rhabditida; Onchocercidae
Source: the annotation of a GenBank genome assembly
AUGAUUAUUUUACUUCCAGAAAAGUAUCAACAAAUAUUCCAUUGGAAGAGAAAAUAUAAAGUGGAUCAGAUAUUACUUAUUGCUCCAUGUACAAGUGUACAGUAUAACAAAUCAAAUAUUUAUACUGAAAUACUCGAAUUCUGUCUGAAUCACUGUGUUCGAUUCUAUUACAUUUCUGUAGCUACAAAAUUUCAUGAUAUGCUGGCGCUGUAUGUAAUAAUCUCUUACGAAUCAGCAGCUUAUCAGUUAUGUCACAAUGAUGAAACAUAUUUUAAUUGGGAUUGUUAUAAGAUUGUUAAAGAUAGAAAGACAUGGUUUGAAGCAAAUGAAAUAUGUGGAGAAGAUGGCGGUAGUUUGGUGGCGAUUGAAAGCGAACUUCAACAAUUGUUUGUAUCGUCGUAUUUGCUAACAAACCUAAAAAGAGAUAUUUCAGCAUGCAAUAUUACUGUUUGGACUGCUGGCCAUAUGAUGUUAAAUAGUAGCAAAAAAGUUUAUGCAUGGACUCGAAACAAUUAUAUGGAUGAAAUUGAUUUCUGGGAUGAUCAAUUACUAAUGACCGACGGUGGUUGCAUUGAAAUUGAUUCACAAUCGAUGUUCCGUGAUUGGACUCUUGUCAAUUGCUCCAAUUAUAAUUAUUUUAUUUGCAGUCGACCUAUACAAAUGAAUGAAUUAGACAGUACGCAGUGUUUGUGUCGUAAUGGUUACCGUGGAAGAUUUUGUAAUCAGUCAGCUAGCAAUUUUGGUAUGACAACAUUUGAAUCACAAAGUGUUGUCUGUGUCGAUAAUGAAUUCGAAUUUUCAUGUCCAAAUGGCAGCUCAAUAUAUGUUGAUUUUGCUGUAUAUGGAAAUAAUGGGGAAUACAACAAAAUAUGCUUGCCUUCUGUGCCAGCAAACUUAAAUGUAACAAACUGGGAAAAAUGUAUUCAUCCAGCCAGUCUACAAACAAUGAUUAGCAUAUGUCAAGGUUUCACUUAUUGUCGAAUCAAAAAUCUUCAAUCAUUAUUUCCAAAUAGUCCUUGUCUGCCUACAACACCAAUCAGUUUGCAAUAUCGGAUGCGAUGUCUGUUUGAACCAAUGACCAUAUGUCCUUCGCAAGCAAUCUAUCAGAAUGGACGAUGCUAUGUCCCGUAUUCAACAGAAAAAUCACUUUCAUUCUACGAAGCUCAAACAAAAUGUCGUAAAGAAGGUGGACAGCUGGCUUUUUCAGUUGAUCAAUUAGCACAAAACGAAAUUGCUGUAACUGUACGAAAGCAAGUCCUUAAUAUUGAAAAUUCUUGUUAUUGGAUGGAUAGACCUGAAAGGCUGGAAUACAACUCGUCCUGUGAAUGUUACUGUAUAACUGAUAAAACUGCUUUUUGGAGUAAGAGAAGAUGCAAUAGCAGUCAGCAGUGGAUUUGUGAAUUUGCGCCAAAGACCCAAUCUACUGAAACACAGCACACUAUUUUUAAUGGAUCAUCGAAUAUUAAAAGAACAAGUAAUGCUGAAACUCAUUCCCUUCCAGUUGGGCGAUACUCGAUGAAAAUCGUUUCUAGUGAAGUAGAUAACUGA